UCAAGAUAGCUGUCCAUGUAUGUGCAAUAUGACUUCGAUAAAACUGUGUAUUCUUGCUAUUAUCAAUUGAUACGGCAAUUUUUGCGGUUGUACGGCCCGGUGGAAGGUCGACCGCCGAGUGGCAGCGCAGCCCCGCCGAGUCAGCCGCCGCCGCGCCCGCCGCUCGCGCGCGCCGACUCGCGCUCCUCGUUCUACCCGCCGGCCCCGCGCCCCGCCGCGCCCGGCGCCCCGCAGCAGCGCCCGCAGUUCCAGCCCGGCGGCCCCGUCACCAACCCGCCGCAGUUCGCACCUCGCCCCGGCACCCCCGCGCCCCGCGGCCCCGCCCCGCCCGGCCCGCCGCAGAACCAGGGACCUCGCCUGCCGGUUCCGCCGCGACCUGCCACCCAGCAGCCCUUCGCGCCGCAGCAAGCCCCGCGGCCGCAGCAACCUCUCACCGGAGCACCCCUGAGAGCUCCUCCACCGAACAACCUUCAGUUCGGUCCGAGGCAGCCACCGCAAUUCGGGGGAGGGGUCACCCCUGACGGAACUAGACCGUUGCUUCCUCAACAGUCUAACGGAGUCAUUCGAAACGGUGCACCGUCUACAGCAGCCCCGUAUACGCAACAGGCCUUGUCUAGACAAUCAUCUCAGGGCUCUAUCAAGGGCGCUGAGACUUUAAACGCAGCGCCAAAUAAACAAAGCAAUCUGGAUACUCAAAGCGUAAGCAAUGAAAAUCAAAAUUCUAACAAAAUGGAGACAUAUGAUGUUCCAGGAGCCCCAAAAAGUAGAAGCUACAGCGUUGCAGCUCCUCUUGGAGCACCAAGUCCAUUAAAAGUGGAAGAUGACCGCCGCAAGUCUAUCAGCGUUGUUGGAGGAAGGGUGGACGAUAUGAUUAGCCGAAGCCCCGGUCUUGGCUUUAUUCAGGAGAGCAAAGUUGAAAGUCAGGACAACAUUCGUGGUUCUAAAGAAAGCGUAAAAGGACAAGAAGUUUCUGACCGGCCGGAAUCGAGAAUUUCAACUAAAAUGACAGAUUCCUUUAUAGAAUCCCUACCAACAGCCACAAAUAGAAAACGGGCCGAUGAUGAUGACGACGUGGUUCUACAGAAUAUAUCAACGGCAUCGAAAAAUAUGAGCCUUGGUAAACCUGUUGAACAAAGUCAAAACAAAGUGGAUAUGUCAGACCGCUCACCAUCUCUGUCUCGCAGCGAGGACUCGCCAGAGCUGAAGCAGCCCGCUCAAAAUGUUUUCAAAACGGCACCAAAUCAGAAUGGACCACCAGAGCCACAGCGUCCUAAGACACCAAGCUCUCAAGCAAAAACAGAGUCGAAAUCGAACAUUGAUACAACUCCAAUUAAAUAUCCUCCGAAAUCUCCUGUGAUGGACUCUAAACCACCUAUUUCAAUGCUGAAGAAACCUACUGAAUUGAAUACAAAUUCUAGCGAUUCCAAGAAGUCUACACCGAGAAAGACUGCAUCUGCUCCAAAAUACAGAACUAAAGAUGGUGAUAAUGACAGUGGCGUCGACGAAUCUACUCAAGGAAAUGAUCUCAACGGUUCGCCCAACUCCCCGAACAAGAAGACCCCGAGCAGGAUUCCAAAGGAGAAGUCCAAUGGAAGUUUGAAGCCGAGCCUCUCCCGCUCUUCCAGCAAGAGUGCCGCUGCCAAAACACCAGAAAGCCCCGUUCCCGGUGAAAAGAAAAAAGUUCCAAUGAAUAAAAUCCAAGUUGGUAACGCUCCUUCUCCAAAUAUCAAGGCUGUGAAAUCAAAGAUUGGGUCUCUGGACAACGCCACUUACAAACCAGGUGGUGGGAAGGUCAAAAUUGAAAACAGAAAAUUGGAUUUCAAUAAUGUUACACCAAAGAUUGCCGCCAAAAACGACACAUACGCUCCCAGUGGUGGGGCCAAAAAGAUCACAACAACCAAAUUGGAAUGGAAUGCAAGUUCAAAGAUUGGUUCCCUUCAAAACGCGACGUACAAACCAGGUGGAGGAGACAAGAAGAUUGAAACUAAGAAGUUAGAUUUUAAAGAGAAAGCUAAACCAAAAGUCUCUUCAACCGUGAAUAUCACCCACAAACCAGGAGGGGGUGAUGUUAAGUCAACAAUUCAGGCUGUUAAAAGCGGUACAAAAACAAUUGAAAACCAAAAGUUGGAAUUCAAAGCACAAAGCAAAGUGGGUUCCCUGGAUAACGUUAAGCACAAGCCUAAGGGUGGAGAUGUGAAAAUAUUCGAUGACAAGAACUACAUCAAGCAAGUGAGCGGCGUGUCGCCGGCCCCCAUCAGCCGGACGGAGUCACGCCAGGAGCCCGAGUAUUUAUACAAAUUUUAUUGAUUUGGUUUUGAAAUAAGAGUCCAGUUCCGACGGCAUCGGCGCAAGCACCAAAGUCAGACGUGAAUCUGAAUCAGCAUCCGUGAAAAAUCUACGACGUCAUUUUCCAAUCUUUGACGUUAAAAAGUCCAAAAUAAUUUUGUAUUAUUUUUGUUUAUACCCUUGUUAUAACUUUACAUAACUACUUACUGUAACCUCGAUGCGUAAUUUUGGUGCGUACCCCGGAAAAGGUAGAUUAUACCGAUGUCAAUGUUUGUAGCAUAUCUUUGUAGACAAUAUGUAGGGAUUUUCAUUAUCCUUCUUGUUAAAUUUAUUUGUUACUAUGGUCAGGAUUGGUUUGACUAUGAUAAAUGUGUCUAGUUUCUAUUAUGUUAUUUCUUAUAAUUAAUUCAAACUUCUUAACAGCAUAUGCCAAUAGAUCAAUGAAAUAAAGAUUUUGUUCAUUUGUUAAUCUAUUAUUUUGCUACAUAUGCAAUUAAAUAUGCAUAAUGACACGUACCGAUAGAUCUUUAUUACACCGUUUAUAACUUUAUAAUAAAGUAGAAUAAUAUUGGCAUAUUUUUUUUGUAACUAAGUAAAGCAGAACCAAAGUACCAAAACAUUAGUCACUUGUAGAUCGCAUCUGGACAUAUUCUGUUCAAGUAAAUGCAAAAAUAUAAAAUUGCACUGAUAUUCGUAAAUAUAUUAAGUAUAUUCAUGUAUAUUUUGUAGGUAUCUUGUAUUUUUUUAUAAUGGACUCAGUAUUUAAUUGUUUUGUAUAAUGCAAUGUAUAAAACUUACAGCUUUGUAUCCAAACAAAAUGAAUUUAUUUGGAGGGAACUAUCACGUAAUUUGUAUGAAUGACCGGAAUUUUCACGUAGCUAUGUAACGUCAGUAUAAUGAAAAAUGCACGGUUUUUCUAAAUAUGAAGAAUUAUAUUCUCAAUUGUGCGGUUUUACAUUAUUAUAUAUAUAACAUUUAAUAUAUUUUUCAAUUGCCAUGGAUGUUUUCGUAAAUUUCUUGCUGAUGCUACAUUGCUAUGACGAGAAAGGUUUGGGCUUUUGAUGGACUGACCAGUUAUUACUAGACUUAUAAAUGUUUUAUAAUAUUCUUAUAUAACUACGUAAUACAUAGGUACAUGUAAAGUCUUGUAGUUUAGAUAGUGCUUUUUAUCUAAAUGUGGAAGCUUUCGCGUCACAAAACUUAAAUCAUCUUUCGUUCAUUAUUUUCAUUCAUGUGCUAGAACAAUUUUCUACCUAAUUAUUAAUUUCUUAGAUUCAAAGUAGCACAUACAUUUUUGUUUCUUCGAGUUUUUUUUAAGUAGGGGUUUCUAACUACAAAUUAAUUAUGUUUUUGGCAUAUACCUUAUCAUUAUUUAGCUUUAUUAAUUUUAUACUUGUAAGAAUCUGUAAAAUAUAAAGAAACAUAAAUAUUUUGUUGCAUUUUUUGAAAAUUGAUUAGCAUUCAUUUUUUUUACUUAACCAAUCAUUAAAGCUAAAAGACAACAUUAGUAGAUAUUACUUAAGUUACAUGAUAAAAUGUUAGUAAGUAUGAGAAGCGUGGAACGAGUUGAGAACUACCUUUAUGUAAUUUGUCGAAUAUUUAAUAUAUUAACAAAAUUAUACAAAAA
Molecule: messenger RNA, 3913 nt
Organism: Plutella xylostella (diamondback moth)
Lineage: Eukaryota; Metazoa; Arthropoda; Insecta; Lepidoptera; Plutellidae
Source: RefSeq, a predicted model, not a curated record